AGCCAGUAUCUUUAUCUCUUUAACGUACGUUUCAAUCAUCUCUUCUCCAAAUCCAGCCCUAGCUCGGCGAUCUACGCUAACACCUUAUUGUAAUAUAGUACAACCAACCAUAUAAAUAGCCAUUUUUAUGCUUCCCAAAAUCUUCCUUCUUUAUUUCUCAAAAUUUGAUUGAAAAGAAUUCUUAAACCAUUCUUAAGAAAAGGAAAGAUGGGCCUUUCUUACGGCAGCACCGGAGUUAUAAUCGUUGGAGUUAUUCUGAAUGAUCUUAUGAAAGAGGUUUGUUCUUUUCUUGACCUAACUCGUUUGUUUGGUCUUUAUUCGUCGGAAGCUUCGGGAAGCAUAAACAAGAUUCCGAUGGAAGAUAUACUUCCAGCUACGAAAUUUGAGGAUAUGUCACGGGUGAAUCCGCCGGAGAGCUGUGGCAUAUGUCAAGAUGAGUUCGAAGGUGGUGAUCAAGUCCGGUCUUUGAGGAAUUGCGCUCAUGUUUUUCACAAGACAUGUAUUGACCGUUGGAUCCAUGACGACAAGAUGACUUGUCCUUUGUGUAGGACCCUAAUCAUCCCUGAUUUCUAUUUCUUUCGCUUGUAAAAUCUCAAAAGAGAUACAACAAUCGUUUGAAAAACUAUUUUUGGAUACUUUUUGGUGGGGCUGUUCAAUUUGGUAAAACCGAA
Messenger RNA from Brassica oleracea var. oleracea, 671 nucleotides. RefSeq names its product RING-H2 zinc finger protein RHA1a-like. Gene Ontology annotation, molecular function: ubiquitin protein ligase activity. Bases 208 to 588 code for a protein of 126 amino acids. Lineage: Eukaryota; Viridiplantae; Streptophyta; Magnoliopsida; Brassicales; Brassicaceae. The transcript has a single exon. Gene Ontology annotation, biological process: protein ubiquitination. The record is from RefSeq and is a predicted model, not a curated record.